Saprolegnia parasitica CBS 223.65 is the source of this 1357-nucleotide messenger RNA. RefSeq lists its product as hypothetical. The coding region runs from base 77 to 1333 and encodes 418 amino acids. Gene Ontology annotation, biological process: carbohydrate metabolic process. NCBI's taxonomy places the organism in Eukaryota, Oomycota, Saprolegniomycetes, Saprolegniales, Saprolegniaceae. The record is from RefSeq and is a predicted model, not a curated record. The transcript is spliced from 2 exons.
ACCUGCUCGGUCGAUGCCAUUUCCCAACUAGCUCUCGCCUCUCGAGACGAGACCAGUAUUCCCGCUCUGUACUAGCAUGCCGCCCGUUGAGACACCGCCGGCCAUCAUGGAGUCGCCCGUCGACCGCCAAGUCCAAGGAGGCAAGCGCAAAAAGCUCUUCCUGGGUGUCGGCGCGCUCGUCAUCGUCGCCGCGGCCGCGACAGCCAUUGCCGUUGCGACGACCGCCAAGUCCAGCACGGCCUCGAAUGGCAACAGCGACAACACAGUCGUGACGCCGCAGCCGCCGUCGAUCGCGAUUCCGGUCCCCAGCGCGACCGGCGCGCCUGCGUCCGUCCUCAAGGUCAAGACGCCGCACAACAUCAAGAUGCCGCCCGUGCCGCCGGCCACGGACAUUCCGACCAAGCCCACGUGUCCAUCGAGUCGCAAGGCCGAGAAGGGCGACACGGUCUUCAUGACGCUCGACGACGGGCCGUCGAUCAAGGGCCGGAAGAACCUCCUCACGGCGCUCGCGCAAAUCAACCAAACGAUCAGCUUUUUCGAGUCGUCGUACAACUUUUGCGGCCCCGAGACGUUUUACGAGCAAGAAUUGCGCUGCGAAUCGCCGAGUCCGUACAGCGAAGUGACCGACCUCUUUGCCUAUACCAUCAAGGCCGGCCACUUUCUUGCUGCGCACUCCAACACGCACUACUACAACAACCAGUCGGCCUUGUGCGAGUACGCCAACAUGGCCAAGUUCACCAAGAUCGACGCGCAGUACGAAUCGUGCGGCAACACGCCGGUCGCCGACAUGGUUCGCGGCGCACUGCGAAUCCAGACGGCCCUCAACAACGAGUCGCUCUGGGACAACGAGAAGGAGUUUGGCAUGUACCAAAAGGCGAUGGCCAAUAUUUGGACUUACGCGCGGCUGCCGUGCACGAGUGCGUGGCGGCUCCCGGGCUACCAAAAAACGACACUCCUCGGUCACAAGGACGCGAUGCAGCCCGAGGCCGGCGCCCGCAAUGAUGUGGCCGACGCCAUGUUCAAGGGCUCGCUGCCGUGCCGGAACGAGACGUUCCAGAGCCAGCCGUGGUAUUCAAUUGGGUGGGACGUCGAGUGGCGCUGGGAGUCGCUCACCGAUAUGCAAGCGGCGAAAUGCGCCAUGUUCAAGACGAUUGAAGGCAACUUUGCGUGGGGCGGCCGCGACGCGCAGCGCAAGCAAGAGGUCGUUGUACUCGGCCACGACUACCAUUAUGACACGCCUGCCAAGGCCAAGAUGUACCGGGACCUCCUCGUCGAGCUCAAGCUCCAUGGGUAUGCGCUCGACACCGUCGACCACUUGAAGAUCUACACCUAACCCCAUCGCACGCAUCUACACGCC